Molecule: messenger RNA, 1398 nt
Organism: Castor canadensis (American beaver)
Lineage: Eukaryota; Metazoa; Chordata; Mammalia; Rodentia; Castoridae
Gene: Stap1
Product: signal transducing adaptor family member 1
Biological process (GO): cell surface receptor protein tyrosine kinase signaling pathway; positive regulation of B cell receptor signaling pathway
Molecular function (GO): signaling adaptor activity; protein kinase binding
Source: RefSeq, a predicted model, not a curated record
CCAAAUAGAGGGUAUGAUGGCUAAGAAGCCCCCAAAACCAGCACCUCGUAGGAUCUUCCAGGAAAGAUUAAAGAUUACUGCUCUACCUUUGUACUUUGAAGGAUUUUUAUUAGUCAAACGGUCAGAAUACGAAGAGUAUAAACACUAUUGGACAGAAUUGAGAGGAACCAGCCUUUUCUUUUAUACGGACAAAAAAAGUGCAACAUACGUUGACAAAUUAGACAUAAUGGACCUCAAAUGCCUUACUGACCAGAAUCUAACGGAAAAGAAUUGUGCAAAAUUCACCCUCGUUUUGCCAAAAGAGGAAGUGCAACUGAAGACAGAGAACACAGAAAAUGGGGAAGAAUGGAGAGGUUUUAUUCUUACAGUAACAGAGCUGUCAGUUCCCCAACAUGUGUCACUUCUACCUGGCCAAGUAAUUAGACUGCAUGAAGUCCUAGAGAAAGAAAGGAAAAGGAGGAUUGAGACAGUGCAGCUUCCAAUUACAUCUGUGGAAAAAGAGAAGGAACCAAUUGAAGAUUAUGUGGAUGUCCUGAAUCCUAUGCCAGCAUGUUUUUAUACAGUUUCCCGGAAAGAAGCAACUGAGAUGCUGGAGAAAAAUCCUUCUUUGGGAAAUAUGAUCCUGAGGCCUGGUAGUGACAGUAGAAACUACUCCAUCACUAUCCGUCAGGAAAUAGACAUGCCAAGAAUCAAGCACUACAAAGUGAUGAGCAUAGGAAAAAACUAUACCAUUGAACUGGAAAAACCUGUAACACUUCCAAACCUGUUCAGUGUCAUUGAUUAUUUUGUGAAGGAGACUCGAGGAAAUUUAAGACCAUUUAUAUGUUCAACUGAUGACAGCCUUGGCCAAGAAUCCAAUACAGAAGGGAGAAGUGAGAAGUUGAAAAAAAACCCACAUAUUGCAUGAACUAAAAUGUGAAAAUAGCUUUCAUGUAUCUUGGUAAUUUAUAUUUUCAAAAGGAAGAUUUCUAUGUCUAAAGAAAGUCACCUCUAUUCUCUUGAUCCUGAUUUCUGAGUCACUCACUUGGACACCAGAACGAAAUAAUGUAGCAUAUAACUUUAUUAUCUUAUCAGAAUAUAACAAAUUUAUUGGGAAUCCAUAGGCUAUGGUUGUGGGGUGACUUGAUACACACAUCCCUAUGUACUGAUAUAAGUUGAAAUAUACUUUUUCAAUGGAGUUUUUGUUUUGUAGUUUUCAGUUGUAUUAUUUCGCCUUUAUAGUUUCUACUAUAGAUUCUCUAGUUUGCCUAAAUCUUACCAAUUCCCCCCCCAAAACUUGCUAGGUUUUGUUGAAAUCAGACUCGAUCAACUUAUCAAAUGUAAGUCAUUUAAAUUAUCUAGCUAGAGGCCAGAUAAUGAAAUGUACUAGAAGCAGCUCUUUCCAAUGGAAAUACUGUA